CAGCUCUACGUCUAUAUGUAUGUCUGUCCUCCUUCCUUCGCUGCUCUAGAGCCGCCACCUCUGUAUUCUAUCUUUCCGUCAAAAGACGGCAUUUUCCACUGUUAAAAUAACUGUUUUCGUAUUUUAUGAAAAUACAGGGAGUUUUCUGAACAAAAAAAAAAUUAUAUAAUAUAUGAUUUAUAUAUAUAUAUAUAUAUAUAGACAAAUAAUAAUUUCAAAUUUGUUAUUCCACUACCGCUAAAUUUUAACAGUUGCGUAUACAUAUCUGUAUGACUGUGCGUGUGUCAAUACAUAUAUAGAUAUACAUAUAUAUAUAUACAUAUAGCUUUGUAUAUAACAAUAUAUAUAUAUACACACACAUACACAAACACGCAUAUAUAUAUAUAUAUAUAUAUAUAUAUAUACACACACACACAUUUAUAUAUAUAUACACAUUUAUAUAUGAGAUUAUGUAUGUAUAUGUGUGUAUAUAUGAGCAAGUGUAUGUGCGCUGCGAUGAACUGAAGGUCACAUCAGAAUCGUAGUUAUGCCUUGGCUACUAACACACCGCUUUCCAUAACAACCCGGCACACACGCACACACAUGUAUCGCUGUAUACAUCUGCGCACGCGCGCUUCUGUGUAUGUCUGUAAAUAUACAGUUUUACUCCUGUCACAUGUAUACAUUCUGAACGUCAGUAUGUAUAACAGUGUGUAACCCGUCUUGGUUCCUGUAGUGAGUUAUAUACAUAUAUAUAUACACACGAAAACAAUAUAGUAUAUAUAUAUUUAUAUUUAUCUAUAUUUAUAUACACAAACCUGGACAUAUAUAUAUAUAUAUAUGUAUGUGUGUGUAAAUAUAUAUACAUACAUGUAUAAAUAUAUUUUUAAUUUUUCCUUGUCACCGAUAAAAUAUCUAGCAGAAGCCUCUUGGAUCGGUGCCAUGCUUGAGAAAAAUUAAACUUCAUAAAUUGCUUUCCAAGAAUGGAUAAUAAACAAAGCAUUAGGUUGAUUCAACAAUGGAAUUGAUUUCUUCUUCACUCGCGCUACAGUGAAUACAAGUGGUAGCUAUAUCAUUCAGUGAAUAUCCAUAUUUUUGUACGGCUGUCGUAGAUAUUAGCAGCACAAUGCCAAAGAGAAAGCUAGAAGGUGACUUCUGUUCAGAAUCUCAAAGCGGUCUGAUGGCUCUCGCUUUAGAUGUUACUCCUCCCCAAUCUGAGAUUGAUGAAAGCAGUAGCUUCAGUGCUAUCACAGAUAGCAGUGUGGAUGUACCUUUUUCUGAGCCAAGAAGCAAGCGUCAAAAGAAAUCUGUCAAUUUUGAUAAAGUGACAGUGUUCUAUUUUCCUCGUACUCAAGGUUUUACCUGUGUACCUAGCGAAGGUGGUUCCACAUUAGGUAUGUCUGGCAAUCAUUCUUAUGUGGAAGACUUUACUCUACCUGGUUAUGCCAAAGAACAAAAACGAAUUCACAAGUUGAUACUCAAAGAACAGCAGCAGAAUGGUAAAAUUAUUCCCCCAAGUCGUGUUGCUUUUUUGCGAUCCGUUGAAGAGGAUAGUGACUCAGCUUCAGAGUCUGAAAGUGACAUUGAAGUUGACGAGUAUUUUUUCUUGCAACCAGUACCAAUCCGCCAGCGCCGGCUAAUGCUUCGAGCAGCUGGUGUACGUAAGAUUAACAGCCAAGAAAGAGAUGAAUGCCGACAAAUUCGGCAAUCACGUGAAAUCUGUGGCUGUCAAUGUAAAGUGUUUUGUGAUCCAGAAACCUGUUCUUGUAGUUUAGCUGGGAUCAAGUGUCAAGUUGACCGGCUCUCUUUCCCUUGUGGCUGUAGUAAGGAUGCCUGUGGGAAUAUUGCCGGUCGAAUUGAAUUCAACCCGAUACGGGUUCAGACUCACUUUAUUCACACGUUAAUGCGGAUUGAGCUGGAAAACAAGGAAAAAGAAUUGCAUCCGGUCCUUACACAUAAAUCUAACUCAGAAGAUUGUAGUGAUAUCAAAAAUACCAAUAUUGACUUGACAGAAUUUAAUAGCAACGAACGAGGCAGCUGUCGUGACUGCCAAAAUUCAGAGGUUUGUCAGGUGAUGAUGCAUGAAGCCCAGUACGCAUCAAUGGAGGCAGAGCACCAUCAGCAGAAUGCUAUCCAACAUUUUAACCAUCAACAUCAGUAUAAAGAUCUGGAGAGUUUACAAGCCAAUGGCCAUGUUGAUGCUCUUCCUCGUGUUCUACUAUUUAAUGAUAGUGAUGAUGAGAUGUAUAAUACAGAAAAUGCUUCUUUGUAUGGCUUUAAACAAGACGAUAGUUCAUAUUCCGAAACCAGUGAGUGCUCAAGUGAAAGCAGUGUCAACUUUGAUGGCAAUGAUUAUCAAAAGACUUAUCAGAGCUUGUCCUCUUUCGACGAGGAAACUAACCAAGAGUAUUGUGCUAGUGGCUCAAAUGGGAUUAAUGACAAUUCCCAUUGCCACCAACAACAGCAGCAGCAAAUUCAGCAUCAACAACAACAACAACACCAUCUUAAUAACAAUAUCAACGCCAAUAACAAGCUACAUUGUCACCAACAACACUUCACACUCAAUGGUAAUCUUCAUAAUGGAGAAACUAAUAAAUAUAUUCAGUUGAAUAAUUCGACAUCUGCUUCUUCAGUCUACAAACUGGAACCUGUGUCACAUCUGAUGAACCCAUUAAACAGUCACACAUUUGACAGCCAGUCAACACAACCGUCAAGUCAGUCUGCUAAUAGUUGGUCAGAUGACCAAUCACGUUCUAUAAACCCGACUCCUUUUUUUGAUGAACCCAUUUCCAUAUACGCAUCAUUGACUGACACUACAACCGAUCAACUGGCCACUAACUGUCCAGCUAUCUCCUCACAUAUGAACAAUUACAACAACCACCAUUCUGAAUUCAACCACCACCAAGGGCAAAAUAUGUCAAAACUACGUAACAUGCACAACCAUUCUAAUGGGGCUUACAAUGGCUAUAGUAUAGAUGAAUCUCAUACAGGGGCAUCACCUGGAAUCUCGUCUGAACAGUCUCUCAUGUCUUUCUAUCCAUCUAACUCAGAUUCCAGUUUACUAACAUCGUCCAAUGGCAACCCAACAUCGGUGCCAUCUAGUACAGAAGAUAUGCAGCUGUUUUCUGAGCAGGAUAGUUGCUCUAGUGCAUUCCAAGAUAAUAGUUGUUCUACUUUCAAAACCAACAAGGACUCUUCAUGUUUUCAGCAUAAUGACUCUGGAGGUCAAAACUUUGGGGAAAUCAUAAAAGAAUCAAUAGUUGAAACUGUUUCUGCUUAAUAAAGGCAUAGAAAGUUCCAUAGUUGCCUUAAAAAGAGACUGUUUAAAGAUUCUUUGAAAGGACAAAGUUUUAUUGUAAAGAUGUGUAAAAUAAAAUGCUGGAAGAAAAAUGAAAAUAAAUAUAAAGACAAAAACAGAUAUUAAACAAAAAUAAAAUUGUUAUUCUUUGAGGACAAAUAAAAUAUAAUUAUAUUGAUUAAAAUAUAUGGUAUCAGAUGUGGGAAUGGGGUUUGUUGAGACUGAGUCAAUAGUUAAAGAUCUACUCUGAGUGAAUAAAAAAAAAUAAUAAUCACUAAAAUGAGUAACUGACUGAUUGAAAGACUCCGAAUAAACUGCUGAAGUUAGAAUUUACUGUUAAGACCAUUUAACUUUCAUUGAAAUAUUUUACAACAAAUACGUCACACACACACAUAUAACGCCAUAGUUCUGUACUCACAUGUGGUAAACAAAAUCAUAAAACUCCAUAAUGCUGUGAAUGUGGAUGGAAAUUGCUCCUCCUCUUUUCAUUCAUUCUUUCUCUCAAUAAUACUCAUGCACACAUUCUCACCCAUGUUCUCGACGCUCCUACAUUCAUCUGUCUUAUUUCUAUUUUUAUUUUAUAGCUUCACAAUCAGAAUCUCAUUAAUGCCCCCCCCCCCACCUCCUUAUUCUCUCUCUCUCUCUCUCUCUCUUAGAGUAGGUAAAAAAUUAUGCCAGUCACUAUCGAGAAAGGGUUGUGAUGAGAGGAAUCGGUUUGCGAUCUGACAAUUACAGUUUGUGUAAAAAGGAGGAUAGAAAUAAAAAUGAGGCAUAGUUGCAAAAUUGUUUACAUUUCAUAAUUUAUGGAUUGUGUAAUAUCCCAUCAGCCCGUCUGAUGCUGUAGUUAACAUCCCUCUUACUUUACCUUUGUCUCUCAAUCAUUCUCAUUCCUUGUCUUCUCUUUCUAUCAAUUUCCCUAUCCCUACUUUUAGUCUUCCUCUUGCUCCCUCUCUCCCUUUCUCUGUCCUUCCUUCUCUCUUGUCCCCUACUCUUAUACUCUCCUCGUUUCCGCCUCUACUUCGCUGAUCCACCAGUCUACUUCAUACACACAUACACACACACACUUUGUCCUGUCCUUCCCUUUCCAAUCUCCCAAACCAGUUUUGUUUAUAGCACCAUAAGCUCCAAGAUAAACAAUCCUGGACUCCAUAUCAUUGCCAUUCACAAUCACCUCAUCCUUUGACCAAUCACAGUUCCCAUCAUAUCAAUGGAAUUCCUCAUAUACAUCUAAACAAUCCGUUCAACCCUUUUCCCAAACACAUUUCGUGUGUGUGUGCGUGCAUGCAUAUAUUCUCAUUUGUAUAUGCAUGCAUGCUCAUGUAUGUAUAUUCAUGCAUCCAUGUGUGACAGCUCUCUAUUCACACUUACUUUUGCCUUUCUUACCUUCUUUUACUCCUAUUCAUACCUCUCUCUCUCUCAUAUUCCCCUCUCUGCUCUCACAUACUGUCCCUUCUUUCACCAUUUCCCUAUUUAUUCCUCAUUAGUCUCUAUUCCCCUCCUCACCACACAAUCAUUUUAGCUUCUAUAUUCUAUAUAAAAAGAGAGAAAAAAAACAUAAUAUAACGUUUAACAAAGAAAUUAAUUUUUUCAAAUACAUUCAAGAAAAAUAGAUUUUAAAGAGAAAAAACUUUUGUUUGUUUUUUUUUUAAACAUGUAAACAAAAUACGUGUGUGUGUGUGCAUGUACACAUACAUGCACACACAUGCAUCAACAUAAACAUACUUUUAAGUAUUUUAUUGAAUGUGAAAAAUAAAAGGAACACCCCCAUUCCAACCCUUGUUUAUGAGAACCUGCCAAAACUCUUCAUUGUCUCAUUGAAUGCUUUUGUUUUAUUUUUUAUUGUUUUUGUUUUUUUACCCUUUGUUUCAGUUUUUCCCAAAUAAUUAUUACAUAGCGGAACCAGUAACUAUAGUUAUUCCUUGUCUUAGUUCCCAACUGCUGUACAUCUCUGUAUUCUUUGAAUCUUAGAACUUUGCCAAACUACUUGUUCUCUGCAUUCAAUUACUCCUCCAACACUUUUUUUUUUCCUUAUGUUCUUAAUUCCAUAGAUUUAAAAUGAAUUUAUUAAAAAACUAUCGGGAUUGAUAUGAUCAACAUGCCCUUACCUCAACAUUUCAGGCCUUGUGCUUAAUGCUGCAUAGAGCUGGCCGAAUUGUUAGCAUACCAAACAGAAUACUUCAUGGCAUUUCUUUUGGCCUUCUGUUCUGAAUUCAAAUUCCACCGAGGUCAACUUUGUCUUUCAUCCUUUUGGGGUUGAUAAAAUGAAGUAACUGAGCGACAGGGUUGAUGUAACUGACUAGUCUCCACCCACAAAAAUUUCAGGCCAUGGGUGCUAUAGCAGAAAGGAUUAUUAUUAUUAUCAAGGUGACAAGCUGGCAGAAUCAUUAACUUGGCAGGCAAAAUGCUUAGCGACAUUUUGUCCACCUUUAAGAUCUGAGUUCAAAUUCUGCAGAGGUCAGCUUUGCCUUUCAAAUCCUUUUAGGGUUGAUAAUAUAAGUACCAAAAUUUGAAACCAUUAUUAUUAUUAUUAUAAUUGUUUGAGAGUAGCACAUGCCAUUAAGUUACAUGAAGCCCAAUAUACCCAUCAUGACUACCUAUUUGAUAAGGGUACACCAGGCACAUGCAUCAACUAUAUGUGCAUCGCAUGAUGAUACAUAUCAAGAUAAAAAAAGCGCAUGGCUUUGCAGGUGGGGUCCAGUUAGAAUUUUCUUCAGGUCGAGUAGCCCAUCCCACUCAAAAAGUCCUUGAAUAAGCUUUAAGGAUGAUGAACAAAAUACCCAUCUUUUCAGAGGUUAAUUAUUCAAAUCCCAAAGAAUUCUUUUCAACACAUGGGUUAUGAUGCUCUCCCAUUACUUCUGCUUGAUCAGAGAUGCACAUAUUGUCAACCACUAAGGAACAUGCUCAACUCGUUAAGGUCAAGACUGACAAGCAAAUCAGAAUAUUUGUUGUAGCCCAUUUUUUAAUUCCAAAACAAAACAUGUACAUGAUAGCACUUCCAAUCAUUUAAGAUCAAAAGCCAUGAGAGCUAUUGCCUGGUACUGCAUCAGAGCAUUUAUUAUUAUUAUUUAAGCUACUAAGCAUGUGAAGGCACAUGGUUCAGUGGUUAGAGUGUUGAGCUAACGAUCGUGAGGUUGUGAGUUCGAUUCCCAGACCAGGCUGCAUGUUGUGUUCUUGAGCAAGACACUUUAUUUCACGUUGCUCCAGUUCACUCAGCUGUAGAAAUGAGUUGCAACAUCACUGGUGCCAAGCUUUAUUGGCCUUUGCUUUUCCCUGGGAUGACAUCGGUGGCAUGGAGAAGGGAGGCUGGUAACCAUGGGUGACUGCUGGUCUUCCAUAAAAACAACCCUUGGUUGUGUGUUUGCCGGUGAGGCGACUUUCCACCUAGACUUGUAACCCAGUGGGGAACCUCUUAGGUGCACCCAUGGGUAUUCAUGACCGACAAGCUGACAGAAACAUUGGAACAUCAGAAACAAUGCUUUGUGGCAUAUGUUUCAGCACUUUACAUUCAGUUCAGAUCCCACCAAGAUCAACUUUGAUCUUCAGCUCUAAUGAGUUGAUAAGAUAAUGUACCAGUCAAGUAUAGGGUGGAUGAUAUUGACUAACUCCUCCUCCUUUUUCAAAAUUACUGCCCUUGUGUCUAAAUCAGAAGUCAUUAUCAUUUAUUAUUAUUUAGUUGAAUUUUCUGUUCUGAGAUCCUUUUAUCCUGUAGUGUUUGGCAGGGUCAAUAAAGAUAAAGAACCAGUCCUAUAGUGGAGUUGAUAUCAGCUGUUCCCUCAACCAAUUGUGUGACCUUGUGCUUUUGUUAGAAAUCCUUGAUAUUGGUUUCAAAUUUUGGAACAAGGUCAAAAUGUUCAGAGGAGAGAUAAGUCAAUUACAUUGACCCUGAAAGGAUGAAAGCCAAAGCUGACUUUGGCAAAAUUUUAAAUCGGAACAUAAAGACAGGCAAAAUGUCAAUAAGGGUUUUACCUGAUGUGAUAAUGAUUCUUCCUGCUCAUCACCUUAAUAUUGGUUCACAUUUGUGUUCAGUGUUGGUGUUGACAACUUGAAAAUUCAAAUGUCUCUUCCCAUCAUGCAUCAUUCAAAAUAUUUCUCUAAGAACAUUACCAUUUCCAAGUGAUGCUGAUGUUUAUCUCUCGUUGUUUGUUGCUUGUUAUUAUUUAUAGUUGUUUGAAGUAGACGGGAAGCUAUUUUUUCAGAAUUAGUUUCAGAGCCAUAAAUAACUAUUAUUUGUACCACACUCAUCGUCCUCUAUCACAUUUUUGAAUACUUGGCAAUAUAAUGGUCUCCAAGUAUAGCACCAUCAAUAAUAAAACAAUCAUUCAUUUGCUUCUUUAUUGACAAUCAAAUCAGGUUUUAUGUGUUUCAUGUAUGACUCAGUCUGUUUAUAUGUUAACAUCACAAGAAUUUUUUUUUUUUUUUGCCAUUCAUUCUGCAUCCUAGUGCCCCUUUGAUUUCACGAUGGUAUCCUCCAUAAACCCAUUUUGUCAGCAUAGAUUCCAAUGGUGAUUGGAAUACACUCUGUCUUAGUAGCUUUUUUAAUACUUCCUUGCAAGCAUUCAAGUAUUUUGUAACCUCUGACAUGUGAUUAACAUUUCCAUCUUUACGUGCAAUGCUGACUUCGGUAAAAGUCUCUCAGGUCUUGUCAUAGGCCCUAGGACUCAUAAAGGUGGAGAACCUGGUUUCCAGGGCAUAUAAUUGAUUAAGAUCACAACAGUCCCUCCUGGAUGGGACACUGGUCCAUCAUGAUUAACUUCCCACUCAAAGUUGAGUGGACUAGAGCGAAAGGAAAUAAAAGUAUUUUGCUUAAAAACACAAUGCAUCGCCCAGCCUGGGAAUCAAAACCACAAUCUUAUGAUUGCGAGUCCAAUACCCUAACCACUACGCUGCAUUCCUUCACAAAAGUCUCUUAGAUGUAAAUACCAUUCUUCACUGAGUUUUGCAUUGAGUGUUGGAUUUUGAGCUGCUUCCGAAAAAGUUGUAUUUCCUUCUUCAAAUCUCCUUUGCAAAAUCAAUUUCAGGAUUCCUUUCUCUUAAAACUUUUGUUUCUCUUUGAAAGUAUCCAUGAUGUGGCAUGUUUUCUUUUGUCUCUAAACCCUUCUUUUUUUGUUUCUAAUUGUACUUCAUAUUGUACAUUAUGUCUCAUGUUAUUUCUGUCUAGAUCAACAGCAGGUGCCACAUACACAGGUGUAACAUUUCUUUAUUUUUUAUAUAUAAUAAAUCUAGGUUUCUUCUUUUAUUCACUGUACAUUUCUUUUUUUAACAUUUAUUAAACUCCCUCCAGAUUUUCUUCUCAUUGGAAUGAAGUCUUACAAAAUGAAUCAUGGAUGAAGAAGGUUGCCAUACUUUGCUAUGAUAACUCUAGUAACCCCAUCUAUACUAUCUAACUAUUCAAUUCUACUUUUGACUAAAUAAUAAUAAUUUUAUUAUAUCACACAGUCCUGUUAUUGAAUGGACCAAGUCUUCAAGCAUUCAACUUUGUUUUGAAAAUAGUGUUAACCUCCUACCCUCUCUCCAUAUAUAUAAGAGCUAUCCUCUCAACAUCACUUAUUUGUUUUCGUGGGUGUUUAUAUUUCAUGACCAUUUUACAUGUUUUCAUUGUUAGCCUAGCACAUUGUUAUCUUCAGUGCAGGCAUCAGUAGCUUCAAUAAGAGUUUGAUUGUUCUUCAUCUUGAUCAAAGAUCUUAAGAUUAUUCACGAACAAAAGGUGACUGAGCUCAGAGCUAUCCUUUCAAAGUUUAUAUCCAAUUCCACUAUCAUAUAAAGUCAUUGAUAAUGGAAUUAAGGCAAAUGAGGAGAAAAGCAGUUCCACUGUGAUGUUAUGACUCUCUUCGACAGAUCCAAUGUACUCAUUAUCUGCCUCCACCAUGACAUACUUUAUGAUGUUGAGUCAAUUUGGCUGCUAGAAAUAGCAACCAAGUCUCUUGAAUCACACACUGCUGUCUUCAAAAGAAAAACCAACUGUAAGAUAUAUUAGAUAAUGUAGCCUGAAUAAACAAGGUGGUCACAUCGAGAAUGCUUUUUGAUCAUUGGUCUGUUCAAUCAGAGUUGACCUGGGGUUAAACACCAUCUUGAUGACUGAAUUGAUGAUAAUACCAAGCAUUUUGAGGUUGUCUGUAAUCCAGGAGUAUGGAAUUAUAUAUUAUGCUUUCUAAAGAAUCAAUCCCAGUUUUUAUAAGCUUUGUUAGUCAUAUAUUUCUCAUCACAAUUGUGCCAAUUAAAGGAUGGACUAAUGUUUUAACUACAAAUUUUUCCAUAAAGAAAUUCAAACGUUUUGAGUUGCUAAUUGCCAGUCAUAUGUUCUUUACAUACAUUCUUCAUUAUCAGAGUUGUUCUUCUCUGUAGAGUUCUAUAAGGCAUUUAGUUUCCAUUCACACUAUGUUUGUUUGCAAAAACCAUCUGAAGAUGAAAUAUUUCAUCUAAUACCUUUGUAUACCACUAGAUCCAUGAACUUCCCAUUUCGAUAUAUCUUUUACUCUUCUUGCUAGAGUGUACUCACUUGUCUUUUGACAGACUUCAUCCAUCAUGCAUUAUUGUUGUUUCCCAUAGCUCUGACCAGAGUACUGAGCUCAUUUGGAGAAACAAUAUCUUGAAGAAUUGAUUUUAAGAAUAUAUAUUACAGAAAUGUGUGCAUUUUUGGCCAAGAUGGCUGAUUUCUAUAAGACAGGGUAAUAGUUAACUGAAACAAUCCAGUCUGCUGUAGUUAAAUGUUAUCAACUGCGUGAAGAGAACAAUCUGCUCUGUUUGAACUGUAUUAUUCUCUUAGAAUAUUUCAUCACCUUGUUGACUUCAGCUAUCAGUCACAGCUUGAUUUCUUCCAGUGCGAGUAGGAAAACCUUUUCUAUUUGGUGUUAUAUUUUGCUUCUUAUAAUGUACAUUAUUCAGCAUACUUUUAAACCCCUACCAAACUCAUACCAUCACUCACUUCUAUUAAGAUUUUUCCAAAGUAUUUUUAUGACAUUUUCCAGCCUUCUCUUCUACCUUGCCAAAUUUCAUUCUUUCCUGUUUCACAUCACUUUACUCAGCAAGGCAAACCAAAAUUCAAAUCAUCCAUUUAGUGUUUGUGAUAUUCUGUGUUAGAAAGUGUGUCAGCCUUAGCCUUGAGAGUUAAUGUAUUGGAGGCUAAGUAGUCCCUGCAGGUUUCUCUUUGUUAUAUUCACCCUAAUUUUCUAGUUCCUCCUCUUGUUUCUGUUGUCUCUAUGCCAAUCUCAAUAUGGUUGUCAAUAUUUUAAAAAUUAUCCGGUGUAUUUAAUGAUUCACUUGUUUUGUUUGUAUCUGGAGCUUGAUUUUGCUGGGAAUUUUUUGUUCCUGCUUCUACAUUUGUGUCAUUUGAUGGCUGUCUUAAUUACAUGAACACGAUUUUUUCCUAUACAUCUAGUGUUGUCCUAAGAUUUCCUUUUCCUUGUAAUUAGCCUUGUAUAGAACAUUUAAUGGCUCUCUAACUCCAGUCAUUUUACCAUGUAUGUAUGCAUAUAUAUAUAUAUAUACCAUUUUAUUUUAUACUCUGUAUAACAGUCUCUCAAGGUGAGAUACAUGCUCCACUAAUGGCGCAUUAGUUGUUGGCACUCCGUCGCUAACGACAUCGAGGGUUCCAGUUGAUCCAAUCAACGGAACAGCCUGCUCAUGAAAUUAACGUGCAAGUGGCUGAGCACUCCACUGACACGUGUACCCUUAACGUAGUUCUCGGGGAUAUUCAUCGUGACACAGUGUGACAAGGCUGACCCUUUGAAUUACAGGCACAACAGAAACAGGAAGUAAGAGUGAGAGAAAGUUGUGGUGAAAGAGUACAGCAGGGUUCGCCACCAUCCCCUGCCGGAGCCUCGUGGAGCUUUAGGUGUUUUCGCUCAAUAAACACUCACAACGCCUGGUCUGGGAAUCGAAACCACGAUCCUAUGACCGCAAGUCUGCUGCCCUAACCACUGGGCCAUUGCGCCUCCACGGCGCAUUAGUAACAAGUAAAUUAAAGCUUGCUUUGUGUGUGUGUGUAUCACCCAGUACACUCUAUAAUGUGGUAGAUGUUUGGAAGGGCAUCCAGCCAGAAAACAUUCCAAAGCAGACAUCGGAGCUUGGCAUAGUCCUUUGUCUUGCCAGAUCCUGUCAAACUGUCCAACUCAUGUCAGCAUGGAAAAGAGACAUUAAAUCAUGACUAUGUUCGGUUCAUUUAUGGUGAGCUCUGUAACAAAAAGAGUUGAGAAACACUUCUAUUGUAUACAUUGCUUUGUCUGUCAGUCAGUAUUAUCACAACAUGGUUGUUCUCUCUCUUCAAAAUUGGUCAAUUGUGAUAUUUUCACUUCCACUGUUUUUUAAAUCAACAAUUAAUGAUUGUCAUGAGCUGAAAGCAUUUUUUUACAAGGGCUUUCCUUCCUUCCGGGAGCUUUUAUCUUAACUGCCAUCCAAAAUGAAUGCUGUUGGAACUUUGCUUUGCAGAUCCCAGCAUUUUAAUUGACAUCACUUACCUUCCAAUAAUUUAGUUAUGUUCCAUAUUAAUCUAUUAUUUCUUUUCUAUUUCUUAUGUUUUUAGAAUCUAUUUUUAUUUAGUUUCAAAUAAAAUAUCAAAGUCCCUAAAAUGUUGGGGAAUAUAUAGUGUACAUCAUGUCUAAGACUAAUAUGAUUACUCUUAGUGUAUGUUGAUAUACAUUAUUGGGAAGUUGCUGUUAAAAUAUGGUUGCUUAGAGGGUUAUUAGUUCUAUAAUCAAUGUUUCACCUGCUGUUUACUUAAGUUGCUUCAUUUUUCAAUUGUUGUUAUUUUCCUCUAGUCUUUUGGUUAUUUUUCAUGUUCAGUUGUUGUGGUCCUUUAUUAUUAUUAUUAUUAUUAAGGUGGCGAGCUAGCAUAAUUGUUAGCAUUCCAGACAAAAUGCUUAGCCGCAUUUCAUUCGUCCUUGUGUUUUGAGUUCAAAUUCCACCGAGGUCGACUUUGCCUUUUAUCCUUUCAGGGUCGAGGAAAUAAGUACCAGUUGAGCACUGGGGUCGAUGUAAUCGACUAUCCCCGCUCCCUCAAAUUUAAGGCCUUGUACUUACUGUAGAUAGGAUUCUUAUUAUUGUUAUUAAAGGCUGCGAGUUGGCAGAAUCGUUAGCACACUGGGCAAAAUGCUUAGCAGUAUUUCACCCAUCACUACAUCCCGAGUUCAAAUUCGUUGAGGUUAACUUUGCUUUUCAGGGUCGAUGUAAUCAACUCAUCCCCACCUCCCCCAAGUUGCCCUUGUGGCAAAAAUUUGAAAUAAUAAUAAUAAUAAUUAUUAUUAUUAUUAUUAUUAUUAUUAAAGCAACAAGUUGGGUGAAUUGUUAGCAUGCCAGGCAAGAUCCUAAGUAGCAUCUCUUCAGGCUUUAUGUUCUGAGUUCAAAUUCUGCCAAGGUUGACUUUACAUUUUAUUCUUUUAAAGUUGAUAAAAUAAAGUACCAAUUGAUCAUUGGGAUUGGUGUAAUUGACUAACCUCACUUCCUGAAAAUUUCAGGCCCUGCAUCUAUUGCAGAGAGAAUUAUUUUUAAGAAUCAUUAUCAAGCUGGACAAAAUGCUUAGUGGCAUUUCGCUUUUCACCUUCUGGAAUCAAGGAUGCAAACAUUGAGGGGCAAGCCAAACAUCUCAUGCCCAUGAUAAAAUGUAUUUUUGCUUCAUAAGGAAGUUUAGGUUCUUCUCAUUAUUAUUUUCAAAUUCUGUUAUGGUCAACUUUGCUUUUCAUCCUUUCGGGGUUGAUGAUAAAUUAAGUACCAGUGAAACAUGGGUUGAUGUAAUCAACUAUCCCCCUCCCCCAAAUUUCAGGCCUUGUGCCUAAGGUAGAAAGGAUUAUUACCUCCGCCUUAGUGAAAGCAGAGGAUUGUUUUCAGUCAUGUUUGUUUGCCCAUGGACAAGAUAUCUCCAGAACCACCAGAUGGAUUUAGAUGAAACUUUCAGGGAUGUUUGGCUUCAUGACUGGCACAAACUGAUUAGAUUUUGGGAUCGAUCUGGUACUGGACAAGGAUUCUGGAUUAUUUUUCCUGUUUUUUUUUUGAGAGCAGUCUGGUUCAUUUUUAGUAUUCUUGUUUGUGAGAGCAGUCGAGUUUAUUUCAGAUAUUCUCAUUUUAAAAUUCAUCUCUGGCUAAUCGUUGAGAAGACAUUGGUGUUGCCUUGGUGGAGGUUUGCACUCUCUGAAUGCUCUUGUUAUUAUUACUAUUAUUAAGGCAGUUUGCUGGCAGAAUUGUUAGCAUGCCAGGCACGUUCAGAGUUCAAAUUCCACCAAGGUCACCCUAGCCUUUCAUCCUUUUGGGGAUGAUUAAAUAAGUACCAGUUGAACACUGGGAUUUGAUGUAAUCGACUUCCUUCUCCCAAAAUUGCUGGUUUCGUGAUGGAAUUCAAAAUUAUUAUUAUUGCAGUCUGUUUAUACAUGCCUGUAAGUUUUCAUGACUACAACAGAGAAGCAGCAUGGCAAACUUUGUCAAAGUGAGACAAACCACUGUUGUUUUGGGAUAAGUACCAGUAAUGUACUCGGGUCAAUUUGAUCAACUAUACCCCUUGCUCUUUCCUAACAUGUGGAGUUUCUUCCACCACCAAAUCCCCCCCCCCUGCUCUCUCUCUCUCCUACUGAAGCAGCCAUGUAUCAAAGCCACCUCCUUCAAUACUAAUUGCUCUCUCAGUUGAGGGAUCUUGUCUUGUAAGCUAUUUGGUUACCUCACCGCUGCUGGUGCCUCAUAAAAAGCACUCGAUACACUGUAAAAUGGUUGAUAUUAAGAAGGGUAUCCAGCCAUUGGAAACAUGCCAAAGCCGACAGUCAAGCUUGGUGCCGUCUUUUGACUUGCCAGCUCCUGUCAAACCGGCCAACCCAUGACAACAAGGAAAAUGGAUAUUAAAUGAUGAUGAUGAUGAUAAAUGGCAAAUCAUACUGAACAGAGAUGAUAACCUUCUGGUGAACUAAGUUUGCUAGCCAGUUUCUCUAAUCCUAAUUGAAACCAUUUCAAUUUACAUAGCUAAUGUCCUUAAGAGAGACAUGACCAUGACAGCAUACUAUUACCUCACUUCUCGAAAAUCCUUAGUCUUAAUGACACCUAAAAGAAACAAUUAUUGUUAUCAUUUUUUUUUUUUUUUUUAAAUAAAAGAUCUGUUAUCCUUCCACCAGUUAUAAAAACAAAAAUAAAUGCAAUCUAACAAGUUAUUGUUACAGAAGCCUAUUAAUGAGAAAUCUGACAAACUCAGCUAUUUUACUCAUUGCUUCUUUUCCAAACCAUAAUUCCACCCAAGCCGCUUUGUGUAUGUGUGUGUGUGUGUGUGUGUAU
Molecule: messenger RNA, 14518 nt
Organism: Octopus bimaculoides (California two-spot octopus)
Lineage: Eukaryota; Metazoa; Mollusca; Cephalopoda; Octopoda; Octopodidae
Biological process (GO): regulation of transcription by RNA polymerase II
Cellular component (GO): nucleus
Molecular function (GO): DNA-binding transcription factor activity, RNA polymerase II-specific; sequence-specific DNA binding
Source: RefSeq, a predicted model, not a curated record